This is a messenger RNA of Mesorhabditis belari, 906 nucleotides long. The record is from the annotation of a GenBank genome assembly. NCBI's taxonomy places the organism in Eukaryota, Metazoa, Nematoda, Chromadorea, Rhabditida, Rhabditidae.
AUGGCCGUCGGUCUGUUCAUCACGAUUCUCCUUCUUUCUCAUCAAACUUCUUCGUCGAUUCAACAAAGCGUUCAAGUGGAUCCAUCCACAUCUCCGAAUGAUCGAGAUGAGAUUCUGUCUGGUGAUCGUUGUACUUCGAAGAAUGAAACCCAACAAGAACUCGUUGAGGCUCGAGUAAAAAUCUGCCGACUCCAGACGGAAAUCGCAAGAAAGCUGAACGAAACGAAGGACAAAGACGUCGAGAUGAGUCGAUUGACAGCAAAAAUGGCUCAAAUCGAGGCGAAUUUAAUGGGGAAAAACGCAAAGUUGGACGCUGAUUUGGUUGCCGAAAGGGAGAGCAAUCGAGAAUUGGAAAGGAAAAUCGCCGAGACAAAAAGGAAGAACGACGAUCUCGAAGCACAAUUAAGCACUCAAAAUACGGAAGUGAGAGACGGAAAAACCAAGAUUGGAGAGCUCGACGGGAAAAUCAACGCGUUGCAGAGCAAGAACUCUGACCCCGAAACCCAAAUACGAUUUGAACGGGAAAACAAAACGGCCGAGAUUGCGAAGUUGCAUGCAGAUUUAAAUCGAACGAUGAAUCUCUUGGAUCCGGGUGGAUGGUCGUAUUUGGCAAAAACCGCUUCUUGGUACAAGGUUAUCGAUCAAAGAAUUUCAUUUGAUGAGGCCGAGGCAUAUUGUGCGAGUCGAAAGAGCCAUCUAGUCUCCAUUCACAGUCAGGAAGAGAACUAUUUUGUUCAGGAACUCGCGAAAACUGUUGGUUCGUAUUCUCACUUCCGGAUCGGACUGAAGAGAAAUCCGAACAAAGGAAAUGCUUUUGAAUGGACGGAUGGAAGUUCGGUGAAUUUCACGAAUUGGUUUCCGGGAUACCCGGUUUCGCACACCCACGCUGCGGUGAGAUUCUCAAUG